GGUGAAUUGAGCUGUGGAAUUCCGUCGCACGUGGUGGUCUUUUGCAUUUAACUGAACUAUUCAAUUAGGAAGUUUGUCAGUCAGUAACUAUUUAAUUUAGGUACAAUGAAAUCAUUUUCCAACCAGAGACAUCUCACCAUGAUCGGAUUAUUUUUAGCUUUGUCUGUUUUGGCUCUGAGCUGUAGCGGAGGUAAAGUGCUGGUGUAUCCUGUGGAGGGCAGUCACUGGGUCAAUAUGAAAGUUCUGAUAGAGGAGCUGCACACCAGGGGUCACAGCAUCACCGUCAUCCGGCCGAAUUCCAGCUGGUACAUCAGGGACAACUCCCCUUUCUACUCAUCCAUAACUAUUCCUGAUGAAAAGAAUGAAUUUGGAGACUUUUGGGAAGAUUAUUUACGGAAAACAAUAGAGAUAGAAAGAGGCCGUAGUUCUGGACUGUCCUUCUUGAAGCUUCAAGCUGACUUGUUCUCCAUGCUGUCGAAAGCUCAUCACAUUGCUUGUAAUAUGCUGUCAUUCAUCCUUGAAGACGAGAAGCUUGUGAAAAAACUCAAGGAGGAGCGGUAUGACCUGGUCCUCACAGAUCCUGCCAUAGCAGGUGGUGUAGUUUUGGCACACUACCUGAAACUUCCUCUGGUUCUCAAUGUGAGGUGGACCACUAGUGGAGAAGGACAUUUACUUAUAGCACCAUCCCCUCUGUCUUACGUUCCUUUACCAGGCACUGGCAAUACAGAUAGAAUGAGUUUUAGUCAAAGAGUAAAAAACAUCUUAUUAUACGGCUUUACGUUUAUCAUGAAUAGAUAUUUGGUUGAUCCACAUUACGAUGUACUGAUAGAAAAGUACUUGGACAAAAAGAAUAACAUAGUGAGUCUCACGCAAGCUGCAGAUCUCUGGCUCAUGAGGGUGGAUUUUGUCUUUGAGUUUCCGAGGCCCACUAUGCCAAACGUGGUGUACAUGGGCGGAUUCCAAUGCAAACUCAAGCCCCUUCCUGAAGAUCUGGAAGCUUUUGUGCAGAGCUCAGGGGACCACGGUUUUAUUAUUAUGUCUUUGGGGACACUUGUUAAGAGCCUCCCAAUGGACAUGACAAAUGAAAUUGCUGCCACGUUCGCAAGUUUACCGCAGAAAGUAAUCUGGAGGCAUCUGGGACCUCGUCCAUCCACGGUUGGCAACAAUACGCUUAUAGUGGAAUGGAUGCCACAGAAUGACCUUCUGGGACAUUCAAAGAUCAAAGCCUUUGUAGCACAUGGAGGAACCAAUGGUAUACAGGAGGCAAUAUACCACAGUGUACCGAUUCUGGGCAUGCCUUUGUUCUUUGACCAGUUUGACAAUUUAAUUCGUGUUCAAGAAAAAGGAGCGGGCAUUAUUCUUAGGUUGUCAGAGAUAAAUGGUCAUACUUUUGGACAAGCCUUACGGGAACUGGUUAGCAAUGCCUCCUACAGGACAGACAUGCAGAGGAUCUCCAGGUUGCACAGGGACCAGCCCAUGAGACCGCUGGACACAGCAAUAUUUUGGAUCGAGCAUGUGGUGAGACAUAAAGGAGCCAAACACUUGCGCUCUGAGUUCUACAAUAUGUCGUGGUACUCUUAUCAUUCUGUGGAUGCAUUUUUGGUUCUGUUGGGUGUUUUUGUUGUGUUUGUAUUUACCACAGUUGCAUUUAUCAGAUAUGUGUGUUGUAGAAUAUGCUGUAAGAGGAAGCUGAAAAAGGAAUAACAAUUUUAUAUGGAAAAUAAAGAUUUGUAUGUAAUAAAAAUUAUUACAACUAA
Molecule: messenger RNA, 1757 nt
Organism: Triplophysa dalaica
Lineage: Eukaryota; Metazoa; Chordata; Actinopteri; Cypriniformes; Nemacheilidae
Gene: ugt5d1
Product: UDP glucuronosyltransferase 5 family, polypeptide D1
Molecular function (GO): UDP-glycosyltransferase activity
Source: RefSeq, a predicted model, not a curated record